AACACGCUCUCUACAACUAGGUAGUGUUUGGAGUCGCGAGCCAAGAGAGAAACCGUGUGACCCGAGUCAAACACGGUGAGGCUGCAGCAGGUUGGAGCCGUACAGUACUGAAAUCGCGAACACUCUCAUCACAGCACAGACCCUGGAUAUGGCUACGUCUAUACUUGGGGAAGAACCACGGUUUGGAACUACACCUCUAGCGAUGCUGGCUGCAACUUGUAACAAAAUUGGCAACACCAGUCCUCUUACAACUUUACCUGACUCCAGCGCUUUCUCCAAAGGUGGAUUUCACCCGUGGAAAAGAUCCUCCUCCAGCUGUAACCUGGGAUCCAGUCUGCCCGGCUUCACGGUAGCGACGAGUCGCGCCUCUUCGGGACUAACACCGACCAGCGGCACCGGCAACAGCGCCUUCUGCUUAGCCUCCACCUCCCCGACCUCGUCUGCGUUUUCCACAGAAUACAGCGGGCUGUUUUCGAACUCCGCCAGCGUCACGUCCCAGGAGUCCGGACAGUCAGCUUUUAUCUCCAAAGUCCACACCUCGGCAGAGUCUCUGUACCCGCGCGUGGGGAUGGCGCACCCAUACGAGUCGUGGUACAAGUCCGGUUUCCACUCCACCAUCUCUGGCGAUGUUACCAACGGCGCGUCCUCGUGGUGGGACGUCCACACUAACCCCGGGUCGUGGCUCGACGUCCAGAAUCCUGCGAGCACACUUCAGUCCUCUCUGCACUCCGGGACGCCUCAAGCCAUCCACUCCCAGUUGAGCGGCUAUAACCCGGACUUCUCGUCUCUGACACACUCGGCGUUCAGCUCCACCGGGAUCAGCCCCUCUGCUUCCCACCUUCUGUCCACGAGCCAGCACCUGUUAACGCAGGAAGGCUUCAAAACUGUCAUCCCCACUUACACAGACGCUUCAGCCGCGAACGCCAUGAUUUCUGGCGGCAGUUCGGGAAUUAGUAGCUCCUCCAGGUCGUCCAGGCGGUACUCCGGGAGAGCAACAUGUGACUGUCCGAACUGCCAGGAGGCCGAGCGGCUGGGACCCGCCGGGGCCAGCCUGCGGAGGAAAGGACUCCACAGCUGCCACAUUCCCGGCUGCGGUAAAGUGUACGGGAAGACGUCUCACCUGAAGGCGCAUUUGAGGUGGCACACCGGCGAGCGGCCUUUCGUCUGCAACUGGCUUUUCUGUGGCAAAAGGUUCACGCGCUCAGACGAGCUGCAGAGACACCUGCGCACGCACACGGGCGAGAAAAGGUUCGCGUGCCCGGUGUGCAACAAGCGCUUUAUGCGGAGUGACCAUUUGAGCAAGCACAUCAAAACGCACACGGCAGGUGGAGGAGGCAAAAAGGGCAGCGACAGUGACACCGACACCAGUAACCUGGAGACCCCGAGGUCCGAGUCCCCGGAGCUUAUUUUAGAGGGGGUGAAUCCCAGAAUCACUGUGAAAGAUCCGUCUCCUCACGACGAGCCCUAAUGAGGCUCCUCCAAAAAUAUAAACAGAUAAAAAAAAAAAACACUGCACAGCGUUAAAAACGGGUCUUAUUUGACGGACAAUAAAGGAGACAAUAUUUCAAGCAGCGGUUGCAAAGUCUUAAAAAAUAUAUUCUCCACUGGCGUACUUCAUGCGAAGGCCUAAAUCCAUCAAAAGAAAACAGAUAGAUUUACUGUAGGCCUUCGGUAAUGUUUAAGGGUCAACUUGAAAAUGAAAGGAUGUUUGCUUUACGCGAAACCUGUUGAACUUUGCUUGGACAAUGUGAGUUCCAUCUUGUAUAUUGGCCACUAAACUAUGUGUUCUUUUCAUGUAAAUGUUAGGCUAUGAUUGUUUUAUUCGUGUUGGUAUAUCCUGGAAAUCAGGGAGUUUACUUUCGACGCACUUUGUGGAUAUGUAUGUACACAGCUUUUUUUCAACUUUGGUUAACCAUUUUUAUUUCUUUGCUUAAAAAAAAUAUCUAUAGGCUAUAUAAAUGUUUACCUGUAUAAAGUCACACGUAUACGACUUUCAUUUUAUCGUAAUUAAAACAUCUGAAAAAAAAGGCUGUAACUGUGUGAUUUAGAUUUUGUUUCUUUUAUUUGUGUGUGUCAGGUUGUACUUUAAAAAUAAUAGUGAGGUUUAUUUUAAAUUUAGCGUGAGUUCUGUCCAUAGUUUUUUUUUUUAUCACCUACAAUACCUUGACUUUGACUAUUUCCCCUGUGGAAUAAAUCAAUGUUUAAUGCCCCGGAAAGAAACAUUUCAUGGCCAAAUGAAAAUCUUGUUAAAUGGUAUUAAUUAUGACUU
Labrus mixtus (cuckoo wrasse) is the source of this 2269-nucleotide messenger RNA. It is a transcript of the gene sp9, whose product is annotated as sp9 transcription factor. Bases 149 to 1468 code for a protein of 439 amino acids. The record is from RefSeq and is a predicted model, not a curated record. Gene Ontology annotation, molecular function: RNA polymerase II cis-regulatory region sequence-specific DNA binding; DNA-binding transcription factor activity, RNA polymerase II-specific. Lineage: Eukaryota; Metazoa; Chordata; Actinopteri; Labriformes; Labridae. The transcript is spliced from 2 exons. Gene Ontology annotation, biological process: regulation of transcription by RNA polymerase II.